AUUGCCUGUAAUUAGAUAUAGUUGCGCACAUCUCGGUACCUAGAUAGUUAGGCUGCUUGCCGCAAAAACUGAUAAGAGCAAGCCCCCCAGGAACUAAAUGAGAAAUCAACAACACAAACUCCUCCGACUCAACUCAUUCACCCGCAUCUACAAUGAGAGCCUCUCUGUUAUUGCUCGUUUCCGUCCUCUACACAAAUGUGCAUGCCUAUGAUACCCAAGAAGUCCUUGGCUCGCUCGACGUUUCCGGAAACUCAUACCAGUGCACGAAUGGCGUGACGCCCUCAAUCACCUGUACGGAUCCGUCGUCCAACAACUACAACUGCUCGUGCACUUGUACAAAUGGCAUUACAUUCGAGCAGCCCCUCCGUUUACCCUCUCAGGUGGGUGGCGGGGAAGGGGGCAGUUGCGGUCCUUCUCUCGUUGCCUGCCAGACAGCCAAAGACGAAUGUUCGCUGCGAGAGCAAGAAUUGCUAGAUCAGCUUCGCCAGAAAGAAGAACAGUACCAGCAGCUCGAGCGCGAAUUUUCAGAAGCAGCAGAAGCAGCAAAGCCAAAGCCUUUCAAGUACCAAGGCUGUUACACUGAGAACGCUGCUCCAAACCGCGUGUUACGCGAAUCUGAAAUCACCCAGUCGACAAUGACGAUCGAGAGAUGUGCCACGAUCUGCCAAGACUUCAACCAUUAUGGCCUUCAGGCUGGGUCGUAUUGCUUUUGUGGGAAUUCGUUCAAGUCGUCGUCGUCCCAAGUUGGAGAGCAUGAGUGUAGCUGGCCGUGUGCGGGUAAUGCGACGCAGAAGUGUGGAGCUCAUGCGAGGAAUUCGUUGUACUCGAAGACUAUGUAAUCUGGCGGUGGGGGGUUCUAGUGGCAUCGUGAAAGGGAUUAUUGGAACUAGGGUUUGAUGGAUAGGACACUCAUUUUACAUGAUGGAAAGAGGGUAAUUCAUCGAAGUUGAGAAGGUGUUUCUUAAUAUAGAUAAUAGUGAAGGCUCUGCACAAACAACACAAUAUACAC
This is a messenger RNA of Alternaria rosae, 1009 nucleotides long. Its product is annotated as WSC domain-containing protein. Bases 153 to 839 code for a protein of 228 amino acids. Lineage: Eukaryota; Fungi; Ascomycota; Dothideomycetes; Pleosporales; Pleosporaceae. The transcript has 2 exons. The record is from RefSeq and is a predicted model, not a curated record. Gene Ontology annotation, cellular component: plasma membrane.